Numida meleagris (helmeted guineafowl) is the source of this 6577-nucleotide messenger RNA. RefSeq names its product protocadherin 1 (gene PCDH1). Gene Ontology annotation, molecular function: calcium ion binding. Bases 306 to 3983 code for a protein of 1225 amino acids. NCBI's taxonomy places the organism in Eukaryota, Metazoa, Chordata, Aves, Galliformes, Numididae. Gene Ontology annotation, cellular component: plasma membrane. The record is from RefSeq and is a predicted model, not a curated record. Gene Ontology annotation, biological process: homophilic cell-cell adhesion. The transcript is spliced from 5 exons.
CCUUGCACAUCCUCACACACACCGAGGGACGGAGGCGGGCACGGACGGAGCUGCCCACCGGGGCUGCCGCCAGCCCUGCCGCCGCCGCUCCGCCGGAGAGCCGCGAUCCCGGCCCGGGGAGAGGGGGGGGGGGGCGGUUCCCAAGGGGAAAUUUUUAAAAUUUUUUUGGUAAUUUUUUUUCCGUCCCCUAUCCAUUUUUUUUUUUUUUUUAAAGAAAAGAAAAGAAAUUUUGUUUUUCAUCCGUGGAUAACGAACCGGAGGAGCCGGGAGGGUGGGGGGAGCCCGGUCCCGGCGGGGAGGAGGCGAUGCAGACGCCGCUGGAUCAGCGCUCCGGGAGCCGCCACGGAGCGCAGCGCCGGCCGCAUCCAACUCCCCUGAGGUGCAGGAUGAGGCCCUUCGCCUCCUGCCUGGCUCUGUGGCUCCUCUGCCAGCUGCCCGCCCUGGUCUGUGGGACACGCGUGGUCUACAAAGUGCAGGAGGAGCAGCCCCCCAACACACUCAUCGGCAGCCUGGCCUCCGACUACGGCUUCCCCGACGUGGGGCACCUCUACAAGCUGGAAGUGGGGGCCCCAUACCUGCGUGUGGACGGCAAGACGGGAGACAUCUACACCACAGAGACCUCCAUCGACCGGGAGAGCUUGCGUGAGUGCCAGCACCUGCUGCCCGGAGAGCCCUGCUACCUGGAGUUCGAAGUGUCCAUCACCGACCUGAUGCAGAACAACAGCCCGCGCCUGCUGGAGGGGCAGAUCGAGGUGCUCGAUAUCAAUGACAACACCCCCAACUUCGCCUCGCCCGUCCUCACCCUGACCAUCCCCGAGAACACCAACAUUGGGGCUCUCUUCUCCAUCCCCCCGGCCAUGGACCGGGACUCGGGGCCCAACGGCGUUGCCUCCUAUGAGCUGCUGGCUGGCCCCGAGGCACAGGAGCUCUUUGGGCUGCAGGUGGCUGAGGAUCAGGAGGAGAAGCAGCCGCAGCUGAUUGUCAUGGGGAACCUGGACCGGGAGCAGUGGGACUCCUACGACCUGACCAUCAAGGUGCAGGAUGGGGGCAACCCGCCACGGGCCAGCAGCGCGCUGCUGCGCAUCACCAUCGUGGACAUGAAUGACAAUGCGCCCAAGUUCGAGAAGGCCCUCUACGAGGCUGAGCUGUCCGAAAACAGCCCCGUGGGGCACUCUGUCAUCCAGGUGAAGGCCAACGACUCAGACCAGGGUGCCAAUGCUGAGAUCGACUACUCCUUCCACCAAGCAUCGGAUAUGGUGCGCCGGCUGCUGCGCCUGGACCGCACCACAGGGCUCAUCACCGUCCAGGGGCCCAUCGACCGCGAGGACGUCAGCAUCCUCAAGUUCUCUGUCAUGGCCAAGGACAAGGGGGCCAACCCCAAGAGUGCCCGUACGCAGGUAGUUGUCACCAUCAAGGACAUGAAUGACAAUGCGCCCUCUAUUGAGAUUCGAGGCAUUGGGUUGGUCACCCACCAGGAUGGCAUGGCAAAUAUCUCGGAGGACGUACCAGUAGAGACAGCAGUGGCUCUGGUACAGGUGUCCGACCGAGAUGAGGGCGAGAAUGCUGUGGUGACCUGUGUGGUGGCUGGUGACGUCCCAUUCCAGCUGCGGCAGGCUAGUGAAACAGGGAGUGACAGCAAGAAGAAAUACUUCCUGCAGACUACCACACCUCUGGACUAUGAGUCGGUGAAGGACUACACAAUCGAGAUUGUGGCAGUGGACUCGGGGAACCCGCCCCUUUCCAGCACCAACUCGCUGAAGGUGCAGGUGGUGGAUGUGAAUGACAAUGCACCCGUCUUCAGCCAGAGCUUCACCGAGGUGGCUUUCCCCGAGAACAAUGAGCCCAAUGACCUGGUGAUGGAGGUGAGUGCCAGCGAUGCAGACAGCGGCUCCAAUGCCAAGUUGGUAUACUCGCUGGUGACUGACCCAUCCUCCAAGGACUCCUUCACCAUCGACCCCGACUCUGGGGAGAUUCGAGUGAAAGCGGUGCUGGACCGUGAGCAGCGGGAGCGCUACGAGUUCUUGGUGGUGGCGGCAGACAAGGGCAGCCCCAGCCUGAAGGGCACAGCGUCGGUGGCCAUCAACGUCAUGGAUAGGAAUGACAACGACCCCAAGUUCAUGCUGAGCGGCUACAACUUCUCGGUGAUGGAGAACAUGCCACCCCUCAGCCCCGUGGGCAUGGUGACGGUGAUCGAUGCUGACAAAGGAGAAAAUGCCCGAAUCCAGCUGUCGGUAGAGCAAGACAAUGGGGAUUUUGUCAUCCAGAAUGGCACCGGCACCAUUCUCUCUAGCAUCUCUUUUGACCGGGAGCAGCAAAGCACGUACACUUUCCGGCUCAAGGCUGUGGAUGGUGGGGAUCCCCCCAGGUCUGCCUACGUGGGAGUGACCAUCAAUGUCUUGGAUGAGAAUGACAAUGCUCCCUUCAUCACCUCGCCCUCCAAUGCUACCUACAAGCACAUCCUGCCCCACACCAGCCCUGGCCAGCAGGUGAGCAAGGUCAAGGCGGAGGACAUCGACACCGGCGUCAAUGCCGAGCUGACCUACAGCAUCACAGGAGGCAACCCCUUCGAGCUCUUCCAGAUCUCCCCCCAAAGUGGGGACAUCACACUGGAGAAGGAGAUCCUGCGCAAGCACCAUGGCCUGCACCGCUUGGUCGUGCGCGUCAAUGACAAGGGCAAGCCGUCACGGCACGGCACGGCCCUGGUGCACUUCUAUGUCAACGAGACUUUAGCCAACCGCACACUGCUGGACACGCUGGUGGGGCACAGCCUGGACACACCACUUGACAUAGACAUCGCUGGGGACCCCGAGUACGAGCGCAGCAAGCAGAGAAGCAACAUCCUCUUCGGAGUCAUCGCCGGCAUUGUGGCUGUCACCUUGGUCAUUGUGCUGGUCGUCCUGGUGCGCUACUGCCGACAGCGGGAGGCCAAGAGUGGCUACCAGGCAGGCAAGAAGGAGACCAAGGACCUGUAUGCACCCAAGCAGGCCAGCAAGAGUGGCAAGAGCAAGAACAAGGUGAAGAAGAGCAAGUCCCCAAAACCACCCAAGCCAACGGAGGAUGAGGAGGAGACAGGGCUGCAGAAAUCCCUCAAGUUCAACCUGAUGAAUGACUCUGUCAGUGACAGCCCCCGCAUCCACCUGCCCCUCAACUACCCGCCGGGCAGCCCAGACCUGGGCCGGCACUACCGCUCCAACUCGCCCCUGCCCUCCAUCCAGCUGCAGCCCCAGUCUCCCUCUGCCUCCAAGAAGCACCAAGUGGUGCAGGACCUGCCGGCCACCAACACCUUUGUUGGCACCGGGGACAACAACUCGACGGGCUCCGAGCAGUACUCGGACUACAGCUACCGCACCAAUCCCCAGAAAUACACCAACAAGCAGUUACCUCAUCGCCGAGUGACAUUCUCUGCAGCCAGCCAGGCCCAGGACCUGCAGGACCCCUCCCAGCACAGCUAUUAUGACAGCGGGCUGGAGGAGUCGGAGACCCCCAGCAGCAAAUCUUCGUCGGGGCCCCGCAUUGGGCCACUGGCCCUGCCCGAGGACCACUACGAGCGUACCACGCCUGAUGGCAGCAUCGGGGAGAUGGAGCACCCCGAGAAUGAUCUCCGUCCCCUGCCCGAUGUAGCCAUGACUGGGACCUGUACCCGGGAGUGCACGGAGUUCGGCCACUCCGACACCUGCUGGAUGCCCGGCCAAUCCUCCCCCAGCCGCAGGCCCAAGAACGCCCUCAAACUCUCCACUUUUGUGCCUUACCAAGACAGAGGGAGUCAAGAGCAAGUCGGGAAUGGCAGCCCCAGACUCUCAGAAGAGCGCAGCACCAAAAUGGCCAACCUCCGCCUGCUCCCCACGUACAGUGCCUUCUCCAAUAGUAGCCAUGAGACCUGCAAGGACUCCCCCAUGGAGGAAAUUCCUCUCACCCAGACCUCGGACUUCCAGCCAGCCACCACCCCCUCGUCCCAGACCACCAAGAGGGAGAUCUACCUGUGAGGCUGGCCCGAGGGGCCUGGAGCAGACAUGCUUCCGAGGCCAGCGUCCUGGAGGGACAUUUGAAACUUGGUUGCUUUACAGGCUCCUGAGGCCGGUUCUGCUCCGGCUGGUGGUGGAGGUGCCCAGGGGCUGCGAGGACAGCGGGCAGGGCGAGGCAGGGAUGGAAGGAGCGCCUUUAAAACCCAUUCCUUGGGGCGGGUGGGAGGGGUGAAGGCAUCCGACCCCUGAUUUCCCAGCACUUGCAGGUGCGUGUCUCCAAACUGCAUGGUCGGGGAGGCUGGGCAGGCUCCUGGUGCGGAGGGCAUGGCCGGGGAGGAGGGCUGACGUACCAAAGGUCCAUGCAGAGCUGGUGGAGUCCCUGGGGCAUAGGACGAGGGAGUCCCCCGCGCACAGGGUGCGAGCUGCCCGGCUCUUUGUUGUAGACUCCUGUAAAUACGAACCUUAGGAAUGACAUUCAAGUCCUGCCUGAUCAAAACUUUUUAUUGUCCUUGAAACAAAAGACGUUUAAACAAACACACACACACACACACACACACAAACCCAACCCACAGGGAGCAAGUUCCAGAUUUCAAUGGUUUGCUGUGUGGAAGAGCCCGCGGGAGCGCAGCAUCCGGCCCACACUCAUGUUCUAUAUUGUAAAUAGAGUUGUGACCAGUCCCUGAAACAGCAGCUGGGGAGCUGGAGGAGAGGGCAGCCCUAGCCGGACUGUAGGGACUCAGCUAUUUGUCAGUCUGAAUCUCUUUUGGAACGUUGUCACUGUGCCCACAAGCUGCAGGGUCCCUAGGGACUGCCCGGCGACAUAGGCAAGGGCUGCGCUGGGGGUAUCUCUGGCGUCCCCGUGCCCGAUGGCCGGAGGAGGGACGGGGACGUCCCCAGGCAAGGGACCGGCUGGGUCCGGAGAAGCCCUCAGUCCCACUCCGCUGGCAGGGGGUCGUCGUCAGCUGCGGCACCUCAGCCCCUCGCCUGGUGCCUCCGCUGGGAACGGGGCUGCCGGUGGGGCCGGCUGUGCCAUGCCUUCGACCUCCGUCCUGUCCGCCUGUAAGCCACCAUUGCCUUCGUCAGGAGGAGCGUUGUCUCAGGGUCACGCCGGGGGCCGCCGAGCCCCUGCCCGCUGGAGUCCCACCGCCCUUAGGCCCCAGGGCCACUCUCACGGGCUCCAGCUUUCUCUUCCAUUGCCCAGUCCCUGCUGCCCCGGCCCCCUCUCAGGGGUGACACCGUGCAAACAGUGGGGACGGCGCUCCCGGAGAUGUGCACACUGCAGCAGGGAUGCCCAGGUGCCCUCCUGAGCAUCCUUGGCUGCUUUUUGGGGGGACCCUGGCAGAAGGGGUCUGGGGGACUCAUGCCUCAUUCCCGGGUCACCCUCCCCGGUUCCCUCCUCCCUGCUGGGAUAUGGGGACGGGCUGUGCUGCACCCUUGUUCUUCCCAUACUUGCGCAUCGCAUCGGUCGUCUUCAUCUCUGGGAUCUUCCUUAGGGAGCGAGGCCAGUGGUAGCUGCAGGAUGGUUUCCCCCGGUCUGCACACUGGGAGAGCCUGGGGCCCUUCUUGCCAACAGCCCAACCAGCACGGGGUGCCCGCGGGACCCCCUGCCCACUUCCCCCCAGCAGCCCCUCUGAGCAGCUCCUCUCCCUUUGCUUUGGCGGUGCCAGCUCCUGGUGCCCUGCGGGGACACGGUGCCCUAGCCGUGCUCCCCACCUGCCCCAGCACCUUGGGGUGCCAAUGGGGGGCAGGACCCCCCUCCUGGCCCCUGCUGCUGCUCCCCACCCAGCGUGGGGUGGGCGUGUGGCUCCGGGGGGUGUCCCGCUGGGAGUGCCCGCUCUGCCGGCGGGGCCUCGUUCUCCUGGCCUGGCUGCCUGAGCAGGUCAUGCUCCUGAACUUGUUUUUAAUUGUAGCUCUGUAGUUUCAGGGCCUAACUGGGCAGAAUGUGCAAUUUGGCCACGCUGGCCAAGAUCUCUGACUCCACUGCCAACUCGACUGCUCACAUCUCCCCAUGGCUCCGGCCGUGUCCGGUGCCCCUCCUGGGGACCCCCAGCAGAGUCAGAUCUGAGGGGUGCUUGUCCAAGAGCAGCUUCCCCAGGCUACUGCCUGUGGGUGGACUCCCUUCCUUCCACUCGGGGUCACCAGAAGGAUCCUGAAGCUCCAUGCCCUGUGGCUGGGGUGGCUUUCUUGUCUCCUGGAGCACCUGGCAAUGUUCUCAGUGCAAGCGUGUUGCAAACUGGGGAGAAGUUUAGAGGGGAUGGGUCCUCAGGGAGCUUAGAGGGGUGGAAGGGUUAGGUACUGCGGGAAUGCGGAUCACUGGGAUAGGAACCAUCGGGAUGGUUCUGUGGGUUUGGGUACCAUGGGGGUGGAUAUUAUGUGGAUGGGCAUCAUGGGGAUGAGUGCCAUGAGGAUGGGAGCCAUAAAGAUAGGUGCCAUUGAGAUGGGAGCCAUAGGGAUGGGUGCUAUGGGGGUGGGAACCAUUGGGAUGGGUUCUGUGGAGAUGGGUACCUCUGGGAUGAGUGCCACUGGGAAGAAGAUAUAAGGGAUGGUGAAUCUCUGUUGAGGAUAAUCAGAGGGUUGGGCGGGCUGGGUCUGUGGAAGCGAGCACAGUGGGGAGA